Messenger RNA from Camellia sinensis, 681 nucleotides. The record is from RefSeq and is a predicted model, not a curated record. NCBI's taxonomy places the organism in Eukaryota, Viridiplantae, Streptophyta, Magnoliopsida, Ericales, Theaceae.
AUGGAAGAACAUCCGCUCCGGUAUCUGCAAUCAUUUCUUGAACGAAAGGAGGAAAAAAGUGUUGAGACUUACAUAUUAGCCUCGGAGAAAUUGGAACACAAAGCUCGCAAACGCUAUGCAGGCCACGUAAACGUUGAGACAGAUGAAUUUCUGGAGCUGAUGCUACUUGACAGCUGUUUCAUUGUUGAAUUUGUUCGAAAAACUUCAGAAUUAGAGCCAGACGAUGAAGAUGAUCCUAUCUUCAGCGUAGAUUGGGAUCCAAUGCACAAAGAACCUUUCAUGAACAGGUUAGUGCUGACUCUCUCAAGUGUUGAGUCAUUAGACUCAGAUAGCAUGUCCAAUAGUGUUAGCUUAUUCGAUAUAAAGUUCAAUAAGGGUCUAAUGGAAAUCCCUUAUUUUAAAUUUGAUGAUUCAACAGAGACCUUCUUGAGAAAUCUCAUUGCCUUUGAGCAACGUUAUUCACAUGUCAACCCCAAAUAUUUCACUGACUAUACAACCUUCAUGGAUCAACUUAUUAACACAGAAAAAGAUGUGAACUUACUUCGACUGAAAGGAAUUAUCAUGAGAGGUGGCUCGUAUCAUCAACAAAGUUUGGUGAAGGAGUUGUCACGUCAUCAAGUUUCUUCUAUGAAGGAGUCUGCAACAAGGUCAACCAACAUUGUAACAAAGUUUGGAAUGUGA